AUGUUCAUGGAUCGCUCCCAGCCGAACGUAGCUGCAAUUCGACUAGCCGUGACACCUUCCUCCUCGAUUAAUGCUACUAUUACAGAUUUGAUUGAUGGACGAGGUGCCGUUCGAUCUGAUCCCCAUUCCACAGGUAUGCUGGACAAUUCUAGUACGAUAUAUUCCGCAGUGUCACCGCAUUGGCUGGGAAAUAUCACUGCAUGGAUCUUCUCGACAAUCGAAGGGCCAGGUCUCGAUGUCGCGUCUCGCGCAAACGCUUCUUCGAGCUUUUAUCUUCCAUCAAACGAUAGCACCAUUGGGCAAUCCUGGAACGUGGCAUUAGAAGCUGGUGCUACUGUCACCAUCUCGAAGUACGUCGGUAUUGCUUCUUCUGAUGGUUUUAAUGAUCCACAAUCCGUUGCUCAAGACGCAUCUUUGCAGGCUUCUCAGGCUGGCUUUGAUGAGCUGUUCAGAGGUAGUUCGCAAGCAUGGGCCGAAAUUCUUACAGAGGACAUGGUCGACGAUUACACUCUCCCCGAUGGUUCGCUUCCAGAAGAUCAGAACGUUAUCGACAUGCAAAUCAUCUCAAAGGCCAAUGCUCAUUACCUACUUCAAAACCUUCUGCCCGAGGAUGGAAGUGACUUGAAUCACUGGUCCAUCAGCGUAGGUGGACUCGGCUCAGAUUCUUAUGCUGGCCUCGUCUUUUGGGAUGCCGAUAUCUUCAUGUCGCCAGGAGUCUCUGUCUCGCAUCCUAAGUAUGCGGCUCAGAUCCCCAAAUAUCGCGUUAUGCUGUCACCACAAGCAGCAAUCAACGCUCGGGAGAACGACUUCUCAAGCGAGGCUAUAAUAUAUCCUUGGACAAGUGGCCGUUUUGGUAACUGCACUGGUACUGGGCCUUGCGUCGAUUACCAAUACCACCUAAACAGUGACAUUUUCCUCAACAAUUUGCUCUACUGGAGAGUCACUGGAGAUGACAGCUGGUUUAAGAGUCAAGCUAUCCCUGUCAACGAUGCGAUCGUGCAAAUGUUUUCCGAGCUGGUAGAGUACAACCAGACGGUCAACGGUUAUUCGAUUGCUAAUCUGACUGAUCCAGAUGGUAAGUACGACUUGAUAUAUACAGAUAGUACUGAGCUAAAACGCACACANGAGUACGCAAAUCAGGUUCCUGAUGGUGCUUACACACUGGCCUCGGUCGCCAAGAUUAUCGAGUGGACUCAAGGAUACUCUGAAGAGUUCUCGUUGGAGGUUGAAGCCAACUGGUCGUCGAUUGCAGGGAAUGUUGCCUUGCCUUUUGCACCGUCUGGAAUCUUGACAGAGUUUCGUGGCGCGAACAACACGGCAGUAAUCAAGCAAGACGAUAUUGAUCUGAUCAACUAUCCUCUAGAUUACAGCUCCGAGAACUAUACCAGAGAAGACAAGCUCACCUCGUUGGACUACGUGCGUAUUGGUUUAGAGUGCCCAUUAGACGUAUGCUAA
Aureobasidium uvarum is the source of this 1455-nucleotide messenger RNA. NCBI's taxonomy places the organism in Eukaryota, Fungi, Ascomycota, Dothideomycetes, Dothideales, Saccotheciaceae. The record is from the annotation of a GenBank genome assembly.